AUGGAGAGAGUGCAGUAUCAGCUAGAGCGAUCCGUUCCACAGCUCCAGCUGCUCGACGAGAAUGGAGUCUUCACCAAGGAGCAGCUUCGUUCCAUCACAACGCAGCGCCAGACUUUCGAAGGACGUCUCUUGCGACGAGGCCCGGACAAGAACGACUUCCUCCGAUAUGCAGACUUUGAACGCAACCUUGCCGACCUCAUAAAUGUCAAGGCCAAUCGCAUCGGCCUGCCCCGCUCCUUCUAUCGCGACAAUGCAGCAGCUCACACCGGCCACAUCGUUGCCAUCUACGAGCGACUCGUGCUCAAGUUCAAGUACGACGUUGACGCCUGGCAGCAGUACAUUGCCUUUGCCAAGAGCAGAAAGAUGCGCGUCGUCACAGGCAGAGUCUAUGCCCGAGCGCUCUCUUUGCACCCCAACAACGUGCCUCUUUGGCUUGCAGCUGCCGCGCACGAGCUCAAUGACAAUGCUUCGACCACCGCUGCUCGUUCGCUUCUGCAGCGCGCCCUCAGACUCAACCGACUACCGUGGAAGAAGAGCGAUCCCGACAGCUCUGCAUCGACGAACGGAAAGCGUAGCAUCAAUGGGGACGUCGACGACUCGAACAAGCGUCAGCGUGUCGACAACUCCAGCUCCACAUCCAUCACUGAUGGAUCGACUACGCCUGCAUCCUCCGGCCCCGCCGCGCUAAAGCUCUCAUCCCGAGAGGCGGAUCUGCUCCGACUUUGGGUGGAGUACAUACGUAUGGAACUCGUCUUCAUCGAGCGUCUACGCAGAAGGUGGCUCGUCCUCGGGCUUCAAUGGGACACCGAAGGCGCCGACGAAGAAGCUGCUUUGAGCUCUUCUAACGACUCAGCAGAAGCGCAGCAGGCAGCCGUCGAUCUCGACUCGACUACGAAUAUGGCAGGCAGCGCCAACGACGAGGCAGGCUUGCAAGAUGAGGAGACAAUACUGCUCGGCCAAGUGCCUGACAAGGACCCCGACGCAAACCCGGAAGCCUUGGACACUGCCAGCACCAAACCCAACACGUUUGCGCCUCGAAAGAUGACCACUAUUCCUCCAACGCAAAUAGCCAUCUUGAGAGGCAACAUCCCCCUCUUUUUGAUCGGGAGCGCACUCGAUUCGCUCGCACCUCAUCUUCAUUUCGUGUUCCUCGUCGCUGUCGUCGAGCUGCUGCAAUCCUUUCCUUUCGCCGAGCCCAUCAGCCUCGACGCUCCUCAAAGCGGACAGGCGCUCCGACGCCGGCUUCUCGAUGGAGCCUAUCAGCACCUUUCCGACCGUCAACGAUGGGGCUGGACUCACUUUGCACCCGCAGCACUGGCAUCUUCGCUUCGCUCCUUCCGACCCGAGACACCUUUUUAUGCGGACGCUCCAGAUCGCACCGCAGCCCAGCUCGCCAACACCGAGGAGAUGGACUCGCAUCGACUUCUCGCAUCUGCCAGUCACCUCCGAACCACGUUCAGCAACGAGACAGAUGGCCUCCUCGAACUCGCCUCGCAGCUUCGAAGCGCGACGACGUCUGGCCUGCAGAAGGCAUCGGCAUCAUCAUCGUCGUCUCUAGCCACUGUGCUCGUGUUGCAGCUCCUGCAGUCUCUCUUGACAGAACGAAGCGGCAGUGGUGCAAGGGCAUCGCCUGCAUAUCAGAAGCUUGCACAGUCAGGCACGCUCCCUCUCGCCGUGAACGACGCUAUCACGAAGAUGCGCGAACUCUGCUUGGAAGCUCCCCUCAACGCAGUUAAGUCGUCGACCCGCAGCGCCAAAGCAGAGUUUUACACCACCACUGCGCUUUUAGUCGAGAUGCUCAGCGAUGAGCAGCGAUCCGGUAUCGACGAGCCCAACCUGUUGCGAUAUCUCGAGUCGGUGCAAACGCAGCUGAUCAAGGAGGCACAAGCUGCUGGAUCGCAGAUCGAGACGGCUCAGAUGCGUGCCAUCACACUGCGCAAAAAGGUUGAAGCGGCACUCGCAGUCGAAGACGACAAGGAGAGAAACAAGAAGCUCACCAAGCUGAAGGAGCAGCUCAAGGACGCAACAGGCAAGAAGAUUUUCCCGGGCAGCGACGAGCUUUGGAGUUUGCGCAUUCUCGUCGCCUCCAAUCUGGCUCGCACGUCUAGCAAGUCGAUGGAAGAAAGUCGCGACGCAAUCGCUGCUGAAUGGCAUCGAGGACUGCAAGCGUGUUCCGAGAACAUCGACGCAAACGCCGCCAUCUCGUCAGCCGAGAACAGUCUGUGGUCGCGGUUCUUCGACUGGCUUGACGACGGAGUAUUCGGCUCACAGGAACCGACUCGGAAGGAGGUGAAGGCAUCCUUCCGCUACAGCUCGGAGCAGUACCGAUGGGCAGUCCGCGAGACUGCUUCUUUGCUUUCGCGCAGCCACAACAAGUCGAUGGCUGGCGUCGAAGUCGUUCAAGAGCAUCGUCAGGAUGUUCACGACUGGUGCAUAUGCCGUUACAUCCGGCUCAGUCGUCCGUUUGGCAAGUACGACGAUAUCGUUUCAUGGCUGCUUCAAUCCUCGUUUGGCUCGCUUCAAGGCUGGCUGGGCAACAUCACGGAACUGGAAAGCGAAGAAGAGUUGGACAUGCCCAAGUACCUUCAAACGGUGGAAAGGAUCUUUGCCAAGCUACUCCAGACCAAUGCGAAAGACGUCGAAGUAUGGUCGAACUACCUGCGACAUCUGGCUAGCAGAGACAUGACCAAGGCAUUGCAAACGCUGGAAAGGUGCCGCAGCACGCUGGACAAGAGCGAAUACAAGCUGGUGGAGAAGGAGUGGCAGAGCAUUUGCGAGGCUCUGCAGGCGCAGUCGUCUACUAUCGUCGACAAUGACGACGACCAUGACGAGAUUAGUGAAGACGAGGCUUAA
Molecule: messenger RNA, 2853 nt
Organism: Kalmanozyma brasiliensis GHG001
Lineage: Eukaryota; Fungi; Basidiomycota; Ustilaginomycetes; Ustilaginales
Product: U3 small nucleolar RNA-associated protein 6
Exons: 1
Coding region: 1-2853 (950 amino acids)
Biological process (GO): maturation of SSU-rRNA from tricistronic rRNA transcript (SSU-rRNA, 5.8S rRNA, LSU-rRNA)
Cellular component (GO): small-subunit processome; Pwp2p-containing subcomplex of 90S preribosome
Molecular function (GO): protein binding; snoRNA binding
Source: RefSeq, a predicted model, not a curated record